UUUAUCUGAAUGCAAACAAGACAUCAUCGAUCAACUUCAGUUAACGUUACUGCUCAAAGAGGGCUUAAAAAGAGAAAGCCGAGUUUUAACGGGAUUAGUCAGAGAGCUUCCGAUACGAAAAAUUUCUUUGACAAAGUCUUUAAGUCCCAAUAUCUCAAAAAUGCUGACAACCAUCCUAUAAAUUGGUAUUUAAGAGCGAAUUAUGACCAAAAGAAGGGCAUUAGAAUUCUUAAAUGCAUUUUUAAGCACAGAGGGGAGAAAAUCUUUAAAAGAUCUAAACAGUCCUCCCAUGUGCGUACAGGUUCAAUAAAUUUCUACCAUGCAUCCACAUGAGAUUACAGCGACUUCCAAACAAAGAAGGGUUUUCAAAGCAGCUAUGGGGCAGAAUUCGGAGGAAAUAAAUUGCAUCAAUCAAGUAAAGACAAGUCAAUUCUGGACUAUUCCACUCUUUCCACACUAAGUUCCACUUCGUAUCUAACCCAGCAGAUGCUGGGUUAUUUAGACAAGUGGCAAGUGAUUGAAACCAAUGAGGAAUACAAAAAGAUUUUACUUGACUCCUUGUCUUCUUUAUACACUUUUGUGAAGUCCUUCUUACCAUCCAACACAACAAACAGAGAACUUUUCAAGAAAGUUGAUAGUACACAAAGAGUCAAAGCUGAAAGAUUCGAUAAACUAUUUGAUCAGGUAAAGAUGUCUGUCAGAAAUAAGUUUAUUCAUCAGAAGUACUCAAAGAUCCUUGACUCUAACAGAUCGAUACAAAGUGCUAGCAGGAAGAAGCGCUCAGCCUUGAAGAUAUCUAAUAAGCCAGAUCCCAGGAAAACAAUGCUGAAGUUUUUCCAAGGUAAUGGAAAUAUUCUUGAUCUUGCCUCAGUUCCUCCAAGACAAAAUGCCACAACAUACUCUGACAACCAUGCAGGAAAGGCCUCUCGCAGUAAGAGUAAGAAUAUGAAGGAGUUUUACUCAACUACAACAGUAGGAAUGACCGUGAUUCCAAAUCCUAAUACUCUAAAGAAGACUUGUACUAAAUUUAAUAGAUACAAAUCAGCACUGAACUCAGUAGAUAACGUAAAUCAUACCUUAACUAAAAGAAUGUCUAACCUCAGAGAUAACAGAGCCAGAAGAUUUACUGAGGGUAUUGGCCAAUCUGUCGACUUCAAAUACUUUGACACUCAAUUCUAUGGAUAAUAAUUCAAUGCUA
Moneuplotes crassus is the source of this 1198-nucleotide messenger RNA. NCBI's taxonomy places the organism in Eukaryota, Ciliophora, Spirotrichea, Euplotida, Euplotidae. The record is from the annotation of a GenBank genome assembly.